This is a messenger RNA of Candidula unifasciata, 338 nucleotides long. NCBI's taxonomy places the organism in Eukaryota, Metazoa, Mollusca, Gastropoda, Stylommatophora, Geomitridae. The record is from the annotation of a GenBank genome assembly.
UUUUUAGACAUCAUAUCAUCCAGCUCGGGGCCCAUCUUUAAAGGUAUAGAAGCCCCAAUCAUUCUCAAAGAAGGUUUUUUGAUAAAGCGUGCACAAGGGAGGAAAAGAUUUGGACUGAAAAAUUUCAAGAAAAGGUUCUUUCGGUUGAGCAAUCAGACAUUUUCCUACUCCAAACAUAAAGGUGACAAGCAUAAUUUGUUUGAGAUCCCAGUCACAGACAUCUUAGCAGUGGAGAGACUGGAGGAGGAAUCUUUCAAGAUGAAAUAUAUGUUUCAAGUGGUUCAUGCUGAGAGAGCCCUUUACAUUCAGGCCAAUAAUUGUGUGGAGGAGAAGGAAUG